CCCUAAGUUCCAGUGAAAGGAACUCUGAAUGUUUUGGCACAUCAAGACAUUUUGAACAAUUCCAAUUUUGUGGGAACAGUUUGGAGUUGGGCCCUUUCUUUUCCAACAUGACUGUUCAUCAGUGCACAAAGCAAGGUCCAUAAAGACCUGGAUGGCAGAGUCUGUCGUAGAUGAACUUGAUUGGCCUUACUUUUGUGCAGAACACUUGAAUUAGAUGAAUUAGAACAAAUACUGAGAGCCAGGCUUUUUCCUUCAACAUCAGUAUGUGACCUCACAAAUGGUCUUCAAGAAGAAUGGUCACAAAUCUCCAUCAACACACACCUGAACUUUGUGGACGACAUUCCCAGAAGAGUUGAAGCUGUUCUAGAUGCAAAGGCUGGACUGACUUCACAUUGAUCCCUAUGGGUUAGGAAUGGGAUGUCACUCAAGCUCAUAUGAGAGUAUGGUAUUAAGGUAUUACUUAAACAUGACAAUAUAAAUAAUCAUUUAUUACAUUUUUAAAUGAAACUGGAUUGUGAAUAUGAAUUUAGUUUAGGCAAAAAACUCCAGGACAGUAGAUGGCGAUAUAACAUUUAAAUGUCGCCAUAAAACCCAAGAAGAAGAAGAAGGCGGAAGCCAGAGAUUCAAGUGGGAAAAUGGCGGGUGGUUUCACAGAUAAACAUUUUGCUCAUCGCGUUUAUGACUCACUGCAGGCUUUGUCGUGUCCCUUGGUGCAGGACCUGUACCUGCAGGAGGAGGAGAGCAUGCUGGAGCUGCUGUGUCGCCCCUCGACGCUCCGCACAGACAUCCUGACAUGGAUCUGCCGCAGAAUCAACCCCAAGUUUGGAACUUCUGAAGCAAAGUCUGCAGAGUCCAAGGAUCCUGACGGCUUAGAGAAAAAAAUAGCUGUGAUGGGUCAGGAGCUGAUGCUGUGCAAAGCAGACGACUUGGAUCUGAUCAAGGGCAAAGCCAGCCCUCAGCGACAGCUCGGCUUCCUGGAACAACUGUUGUCUCUUGUUGCCGGUUCUGCUGGGCGCAGAACCGACGUAGAGGUGCUGCUGAGUGAGAUUUUUGCUGCAGAGAAUCUGCCUCACCUCAGACAGAUGCUCCAGCCGGCGCUGGAUCCCUGGCCUGCUCACAUCGAAGCUCUGUAUGAAGUCCCAGAGUCGGCUCCUAAGGCAGGAGAAGAGUUUCCAGAUGUUUCUGACCUUCUGCAGUCCACUCAGACACAACUGGAGCAGCUGCAGUCCAAGUGUGACUUCCUGAACUGCACUGAGGAGAACCUUGCUGCUCUCUCACCGAGCUCGCUACGUUUAGCAGCAGGCGACCUCCAGCAACAGAUGAUGACCUUCAGUCAUCUGUACGAGACAGACCUGAGGGUCUACUGCGGCAGAGACCCUCCCAGCUUCAGCGCAGAGACCGACCUCUUCCAGAGGGUGCAGCAGCAGCUGCUGGCCUGCAACACGGAGCUGGAAAUGCAGAAGGAAAUACGUGAAGCUUCAGGGUGUGUAAGCGAGGAGGUGAAAGGUCUACAGACACAACCUCGCUACUGGAGCAGAGGAGAGAAACACACACUCCCGGAUCAACUGGAGGAGAUCAGCCAGCGGGUUGAGAACAUGGCCUCACAACGCCACACCUGACCAUCAUCAUCAUCAUCACAGCUCUGACAUGGAGCAGAUCCUAAAACCCUGAUCAGGAUCAGCUGCUCAGUCUGAAGCCAUGCAGUGUGAGGAAUAUGACCAGACUGGUGAAGAUUUUAAAAGGUUAACAUCAUUAUGAAUUAUGAGCUGCUAUUUGCUGUCACCUCAAUUCAACUUUCAGAGCUCACGAUUUAGCAAACAUCCUGAUUCACCCAGGACUCUCCAACUUGUAAAUAAUUGUAUAUCUCUACGUGAAAAUAAAGAUUUGAAGUUUGA
This is a messenger RNA of Poeciliopsis prolifica (blackstripe livebearer), 1895 nucleotides long. RefSeq names its product HAUS augmin-like complex, subunit 7 (gene haus7). Gene Ontology annotation, molecular function: microtubule minus-end binding. Gene Ontology annotation, cellular component: HAUS complex. Bases 636 to 1619 code for a protein of 327 amino acids. The transcript is spliced from 9 exons. NCBI's taxonomy places the organism in Eukaryota, Metazoa, Chordata, Actinopteri, Cyprinodontiformes, Poeciliidae. Gene Ontology annotation, biological process: centrosome cycle; spindle assembly. The record is from RefSeq and is a predicted model, not a curated record.